Lolium perenne is the source of this 600-nucleotide messenger RNA. Lineage: Eukaryota; Viridiplantae; Streptophyta; Magnoliopsida; Poales; Poaceae. The record is from RefSeq and is a predicted model, not a curated record.
AUGCCUUCAAGAAGGGGAACGGCGCCUCGGGGCGUCGCCAUCGCCGGCACCGACCUAGUCGGGCUGAGCUUUCACCCGGAGCAAGCCCCCUCCCGUCGAGGCCUCCUACACCGGCAGGACAGCCAUAGCCGGCCCGGCACCCUAGCAGAACCCUUCCGCAGCAGCCAGCAGCACCUCGCCCGCGACGAACUGCCGCAGCAGCGGCACGGCGCCCAGACCGCGCCCUCCCCAGCACCACCGCGGCACACAGGGCCACACAGCGCCCGCCCGGACCACCCGAGCAGCAGCGCGCCUCCAUGGCCGCCCCCGCCGGCAACAACAAACUGCCACCGCGCCCACCCUCCGUCGCACCACCUCCCGGCUCCCCGCUCGCCGGACAACCAACCAAGGCCUAGAUCGGGCCCGGGUCGGCCCGCCCGCCGCCACCUGCUGCCGCACCACGGCCACACCGCCGCGGCCGCAGCGCCCAGCCGCACCACCCGCCGCCGCAGCAGACGGGGUCCCAGGGCCGCCGCCCCGGCUUCCUUCCUCCCAGCCGGCGACGCCCCACACGGGCCGGCCACCCCGACGAAGAUCUCGGACCCACCUCACCCCCUUUGA